This is a messenger RNA of Cynocephalus volans (Philippine flying lemur), 844 nucleotides long. RefSeq names its product interleukin 23 subunit alpha (gene IL23A). The coding region runs from base 1 to 573 and encodes 190 amino acids. Gene Ontology annotation, cellular component: interleukin-23 complex; extracellular region. The transcript is spliced from 4 exons. NCBI's taxonomy places the organism in Eukaryota, Metazoa, Chordata, Mammalia, Dermoptera, Cynocephalidae. The record is from RefSeq and is a predicted model, not a curated record. Gene Ontology annotation, molecular function: cytokine activity. Gene Ontology annotation, biological process: positive regulation of T cell proliferation; positive regulation of T-helper 17 cell lineage commitment; immune response.
AUGCUGUGGAGCAGAGCUGUGAUAGUGCUGUUGCUGCUGCCCUGGACUGCUCAGGGCCAGGCUGUGCCUGGGGACAGCAGCCCUGUCUGGGCUCAGUGCCAAAAGCUCUCUCAAAAGCUCUGCACGCUGGCCUGGAAUGCACAUCCACUAAUGGGACACAUGGAUCUACUAGGAGAAGACGAUGAUGAAGAGACUACCAAUGAUGUCCCCCACAUCCAGUGUGGAGAUCGCUGUGAUCCCCAAGGACUUAGGGACAACAGUCAGUUCUGUUUGCAAAGAAUCCACCAGGGUCUUAUUUUCUAUGAGAAGCUGCUGGGCUCAGACAUUUUUACAGGGGAGCCUGCUCUACUCCCUGAUGGCCCCGUGAGCCAGCUUCAUGCCUCCCUACUGGGCCUCAGCCAACUCCUGCAGCCUGAAGGUCACCAACGGGAGACUCAGCUGACUCUAAGUCCCAGACCCAGCCAGCCAUGGCAGCGCCUCCUUCUCCGCUUCAAGAUCCUUCGUAGCCUCCAGGCCUUUGUGGCUGUUGCUGCCCGGGUCUUUGCCUAUGGAGCAGCAACCUUGAACCCCUAAAGCCAACAGGUUAAAGAUGGCAUCCAGAUCUCCAUGGCUCAGCAAAGCCAUUACACAUGUGAGCCAAGAAGUUAAUUAGCCCAUUAAUUCUAAUGGGACUUGCAUAUGUUGAAAAAUUACCAAUACUGACUGACUUACAAUGCUGACCUAUGACAAGGUUGAAUAUUUAUUAGAUGGGAAGGAAAUUUGGGGGAUUAUUUAUGCUCAUAAGAGCAGUUUAGGGAGGGUUAUUUAUUAUAUUUAUACUGAAUUAUGUACUUUUUUUUCAAUA